GAGUUUUAUUUCCCAACCAGAAAUUUAUCAGGAAAAGUAUUCUGAAGAACCAUAUUGCAUUAGGUUUAAGGUUGUUAAUUUUCAAAGCUCCUGGGAAUACAAUUCUGUCAUUUUCUAUUUAUUUGGGAGCAGUAGCAGAUGGAAGAAAACAUGCUUCGUGUCACUGUAAGAUUUUUUUUAAACAGAAACUGGCAGAGUAAGAAUAGUGAUAAACUCUGGAAAUACUAGCAUCAGAAAAGGCUAGGGUUACCAAAGAUACUGUAGAAAUCUUUGUCUGUGAAAAUAAGUUGAGAAAACAAGUGUAUAUGUCAAGUUUUACAUUUUAAACCUGCAUUGAAGCUAUUUCAGAACGUUUAGUACUCAUCAUUAAACCUAUUGUUUUUGAUAUUGUAAAUCAUUGAGAAUCACCUCAUAGUGACAUUUUCCAUGCAUAAAGAUACUUGCCAAACAAGAAGACAAAAUGGACUCAAAAGAAAUGCAGAAAUACUGGGGAAUCGGGAAGCUUAGGAAAUUUUCUAAGUUCUAUGCAUGUUUCUAUUAAGAAAAGGAACAUCUCUACUUGAUAAACCAACUCAUCCUUUAUGAUCUAUAGGAGAGGCGCUGCUUAAAGAGUUUCCAUCUAGGACCCCCUUUAUAUAUACCAUUUUUGGCAUGUAACUUUAUGCGGGAGCAAUGGUGGAGGCAUCACCAACCACAGCUGUAGAGGCUACUGAUCAUCCAAUUAGAAGUCCUGUCAAAAGAUACAGUGAUGAUUACAUCCUAGUUUGUAAAAAAGAAGGAAAAGUUGUGUCUGCCUCUGAACAAGAACAGAUUCUGCCAGUUUCCCAGGAUAUGAACAUGAAGAGUGAGGCCCCAUGUCACACUUCUUUAGCUUUCACUGAUCCACUGCUGGGAUCUAUGUCUGCAUCUUCAAGUAAUCUCAGUUCUAGUCCUGAUGAUAGCAGCAGCAGCAACAGCAAGGAUUCUGAUUUUACAAUUGUUAGUCCUCUUGAAAUGUAACAAAGUUAUUCAAGAAGGUAGCAACUCCUGUGCCUCAAGAUUUGGUCUGUUGGGAUUCCAUGUUUAUAAGGCUAAACAUGUCAGUGCACAGAUACUAUCAAGGCAACCCAUGUUAACCAAAAACAGCAAACAUGUAAUGAUGGCCUUUAAAAUACACACAUGAAAUAUCAAGAUGUAAUACAUAAGUGCAGAUACUUGUUGGCUUACUCCUAUUAACAGAUUUUUGAAACCUUGAAUUAGUAAGUUUAUAUUCUUUCAUCAUAUAAAAUAAAAUGCAUUGCAUAAUAUCAUGAAUUUACUGGAAAGAACCUGCUCAAAUAUAGGGAAACAAAUAAAUAUAAAAAUAAUUUCAGAACCUGUUAGAUAAUAUAUGCUAUGAGUAGAAUCAGAUAUUCCUGUCAUCAGACUAGAGGAAUAAACAUUUCAAGUUAUAUCCCAUUACUUCUCUGAUGCUGCCUCCUAAAUCAUUUUCUGAAGAAGAAAACAGCCACGAUCACUUUAGAGAUGGUGCCAAACCAAUAGCUACUAUUCAUGCAAAUAUUCAUACUUAUAAGGUAAUACAAAUAAUAUAAAUUCAAUGCCUUGAAACAGUUGGGGUUAUAGCUCUACCAGUCCUGAAUUUGUUUCCUAACAUCUGGGAUGUAUUUUUACAGUUAUUUCAAUACUUCUGCCAUCCUGUUUUGCCUAGGAACAAAAUUUAUUGAGAAUCUUAAUGCUGCGGUAUUCCUUAAGCAUUUAGAAAAAUCAUUUUUAAAUGUUAAAGUACAGGAUCUAUCUUUUUUGCACUAACGACAGCAAAACUCCUAAGUGUUUGAAUCUUCAUGCUGUCUAUGAUUCACUCAAGGCCAUAUUUCUCUGUCAGCACUGUAGAGGGCUAAAAUAUUUCUGGACCCCGUUUAUUCUAUUAUCCUGACAAUCUCAAAACAACAUUCAUAGGUUAGUGUCCGGUUUUGGGAGGAGAUAGAUUUUGGUUUUGGGGUUUUUUACUAAAUACUGCAGGAAAUAGUUACAGACAUCAACUUUAUUAAAGUUUAUUUUAUGAAACAGCCCAAAGUCUCGACUUUAUUGAGGCACUCUGAUUUCUAACUGGAUUUCCUUUUCUCAUGCAGCCAUUGCUAAUUCCACACUUGCUAACUUUCUUGA
Molecule: messenger RNA, 2142 nt
Organism: Notechis scutatus (mainland tiger snake)
Lineage: Eukaryota; Metazoa; Chordata; Lepidosauria; Squamata; Elapidae
Source: RefSeq, a predicted model, not a curated record